This is a messenger RNA of Cololabis saira (Pacific saury), 2542 nucleotides long. RefSeq names its product B-cell receptor CD22-like. The coding region runs from base 119 to 2461 and encodes 780 amino acids. The record is from RefSeq and is a predicted model, not a curated record. The transcript has 12 exons. NCBI's taxonomy places the organism in Eukaryota, Metazoa, Chordata, Actinopteri, Beloniformes, Belonidae.
AGUGGAGGGAACCUCAGUGACUCUGACAUGUAGCAGUGAUGCUAACCCAGCAGCUACAUACUCCUGGUACAGGAGAAAUGUCCAUACACCCGUCAGUAAAAAACCAACACUUGUCUUCAUGUCCAUCCAGUCUUAUGAGUCUGGAGAAUAUUACUGUACCUCUGAGAAUGAACUGGGAAUGAGGACGUCUGAACCCAUCAACAUUGAUGUGAAAUAUGCUCCAAAACCUCCUUCAGUGUCAGUGAGUCCCUCUGGUGAGAUAGUGGAGGGAACCUCAGUGACUCUGACAUGUAGCAGUGAUGCUAACCCAGCAGCUACACACUUCUGGUACAGGAGAAAUGUCCAUAAACCCGUCAGUGAAAAACAAACACUUGUCUUCAUAUCCAUCCAGUCUUCUGAGUCUGGAGAAUAUUACUGUACCUCUGAGAAUGAACUGGGGAUGAGGACGUCUGAACCCAUCAACAUUGAUGUGAGAUAUCGACCAAAAAGUGCCUUUGUGACCGUGAGUCCCUCUGGUGAAAUCAAGGAGGGCAGUUCAGUGACCCUGACUUGUGACAGUGAUGCCAACCCAGCAGCUACAUACAAGUACCUCUGGUACACCAAGGAUGAUAAUUUUUUUGUUGAAGAAAAGACACAGCUCAGCUUCACAUUCAUUGCACCCACUGACUCUGGAGAAUAUUACUGUACAGCUAGUAACAACCUGGGUAUGAGGACAUCGGACGUCCUCUAUAUAAAUGUGAAAUAUCCACCAAAACCUCCUUCAGUGUCAGUGAAUCCCUCUGGUGAGAUAGUGGAGGGAACCUCAGUGACUCUGACAUGUAGCAGUGAUGCUAACCCAGCAGCUACACACUCUUGGUACAGGAGAAAUGUCCGUACACCUAUCAGUGAAGAACAAACACUUUUCUUCACGACCAUCCAGUCUUCUGAGUCUGGAGAAUAUUACUGUACCUCUGAGAAUGAACUGGGGAACAGCAAAUCUCAAUUGAUCUCCAUUGAUGUGACAUAUCGGCCAAAGCCUCCCUUUGUGUUAGUGAGUCCCUCCGGUGACAUAGUGGAGGGAACUUCAACAACUCUGAUCUGUCGCACUGACGCUAACCCAGCAGCUACAUACUCCUGGUACAGGAGAAAUGGCCACAAUUACAUCGGGGACAACAGACGGCUCAUCUUCAGAACCAUUCUUUCCUCUGAUUCUGGAGAGUAUUACUGUGCAGCGGAGAACAAACUGGGGUGGAUGAGAUCUGAAAAUGUCUUUAUCAAUGUGAAAUAUGCUCCAAAGCCUCCCUCAGUGUCGGUUUGUCCCCCUGGUGAGAUAGUGGAGGGAACUUCAGUGACUCUGACAUGUAGCAGUGAUGCUAACCCAGCAUCUAAAUACUGCUGGUACAGGAGAAAUGUCCGUACGCCUGUCAGUCAACAACCAACACUUGUCUUCAUGUCCAUCCAGUCUUCUGAGUCUGGAGAAUAUUACUGCACCUCUGAGAAUGAACUGGGGAGCAGGACGUCUGAAUCCAUCACCAUGGAUGUAAAAUAUGCUCCAAAACCUCCUUCAGUGUCAGUGAGUCCCUCUGGUGAGAUAGUGGAGGGAACCUCAGUGACUCUGACAUGUAGCAGUGAUGCUAACCCAGCAGCUACAUACUCCUGGUACAGGAGAAAUGUCCGUACACCUGUCAGUGAAGAACAAACACUUUUAUUCACAUCCAUCCAGUCUUCUGAGUCUGGAGAAUAUUACUGUAACUCUGAGAAUGAACUGGGGAUAAGGACGUCUUUAUCCAUCAACACUGAUGUGAAAUACCCACCAAAGUUUCCCUCUGUGUCAGUGAGUCCCCCUGGUGAGAUAGUGGAGGGAGGUUCAGUGACUCUGACCUGUCACAGUGAUGCUAACCCAGCAGCUACAUACUCCUGGUACCAGGAGGAUGAAGACUCACCAAAAGCUUCAGGACAGAACUUCACCAUCAACAACAUUACAUUUCAACACAGUGGCAAUUAUUACUGUGAUGUCCAGAACACCAGAGGACGCCUUAACUCCACUUAUUUACAUUUGAACGUUGUUGCAAGAGCAUGGAAACACAUCACUGCUGCAACAGUUCCUGCAGUUCUCCUGGCUCUCAUACCCAUCUCCAUCAUUGUGUGGAUCAUAAAAGGCCAACCUUCUGAGCGUCAAUUUGAAUCUGAAGAGGACCCGGACACCAGGGAACCGUUUCUGCAGGUAAAACCAGUCGAGGAUGAACUUGGCUAUGCCAAUGUCUACUUUUCAAAAGAACCAGAAGAAGCUCUCUAUUCCACCAUUGGAGCAGCUCAACUCUGCAGGCACGUGAAGCGAAAGCGAGAAGAAGAGAGUAAACCCAGCAGUGCCAGUUCUUCUCCGAGCGUUUGGAUCAAAAGUGAAGCAGCUGCGGCCGAUCCAGCAACUUUGUACAGCUCAGUCAAGAAACCUCCCAAAAAACAAAGAAAGCAGUAUCUGUAGUCCACUUUGAAUUCCUGUUUAUGUUCUUUUAUAUAUUUCUUUUUGAGAUCAGUAUCAUGUUGAAUGUUGUUGACCAUGAAU